AUGCCCCCGGCUCGCCCUGAUAGCAUCCGCCCCUGCCAUACCCACAAGACUGCCUUUGACAUUCUUCAAGACACUGACAGCAAGCUUCACUUAUAUCCUCCUGCUGACAAGGAACUCAAUUCCUUUUCCCGCGCUCUUGGUGAACUCGCCAUACCCAAUAGUCAAAAUAUUCCUCUGAUAAGGAGUGGCUUGGAUUCAAAGCUUGUCAAGCCCCAAAUUGAACAGCACGUUCCGCGUCUCCAGCGACCUGCCUUGAGCGCCCAUACGUUUGAGCCUCUGGCUGCGCUCGACGAAAACAGUGACACGACGUUUGCGCAGCAAAAAGCCGAAGCGACAAACAACACCACCCGCAACACCCCCACACACGCCGCGCCUGAACCAACUCUGCGAGAACAGGUUCAGAAGCAUCUUGCAGACGAUCCGCAUCAGCCACGGUUUCAUGGCCGCAGUCGCCAAUCUGAAUCGGACGGGGCUAUGCUUUUCGGCUGCAACCUGCUGCACUGCGCAUCGAGAUCAGGACCUAUUCAGCAGGUAUCAACUCAACAGCCGCAAACUAACAGAGUUACCCUUUUAGCAACACCAAUCACCGGUACCCAGUCAAAUCCCACCAUGUCGUGGGAUCAGCAAAAUGCCCCUCCGCCGUAUCGGGGUGCUGCCCUCAAGGUGCCGGAGGUGGUGGACAUGGUUGAGAACGCGCUUUCUCCCGCCCUUUCAGGCAUCUCAGACCCCAGUGAAAGCCUUGCGGGAAGCUCUAGAACUGGUUCCUUUUCCAUGCCGCGCAUUGAAGACUCGCUUGAGGAACUUGAUAGGCUCGAGGAGCAACUCGAGGCCGUCGGUGCACUGGCGAAAAUCAAGCCAGCCGCCCCCAGUGAUGUGGUCAGGUCGCCUGCCGCCACGUCUGCUCGCGGCUCACCCUCUGUUCAAUCCAUCACAAAGCGCACUUCUAUGAUGAGCCUCAAUAGCAAGACCAGUGAAAAGUCUUUGCAACGGUCUGCUUCCAUGACACUGCGUCAGAAGAACCGCCAACCCACAUCGCCCCCCACCAGGAAUGUCGGCAGUCCAGCUAGCAGCACACCAACUAGAUCGCCAAAAUGCAAAUCUACCAAACCACCAACGAUUCCCAAGUUUGAACUGCCUGGCGAGGCUGUUGCCCGGCGACUAAAGGAGCAGCGCGAGGCCCGCCAAGCUGUUCUCGAAAAGAGUCAAAAGGUCAAUGCUGCACCUGCCAAGCUGCGAACCGUCACAAAGCCUUCUUUCGAGUUGCCUGGGGAGGCAAUUUCUCGCAGAAAGAGGGAGCAGCAUGAGGCGAAGCUGCGGGCCGAAGAGGAAGAAAUGCGAAGGAAGCGAGAAUUCAAGGCCCGCCCUUUUCGCAAUAGCAGUGCUCCGAGCGUAGUGCCUCGCGAGACCAUUGCUAGCCGGGCACGGCAGGCCAAGUUACAGGAGGAGGAGGCUAAGGCUAAGGCUGCAGCUACAGUCCGAGGCAAGAGACUCUCGGCCGUCCCAGGACAGGUAUCCGCGGCACCAGGCACCGUCAGGAAGACUAGCGCCCCGACUCCGGGCCAAAGACCUGCUUCUUCCUUGGAUGCGGCUCAUAAGACAGCGCGUCGCCAAAGCACCCUUGGUCAGAUUAGCGCGCCGAGACUGCGACCCAACACAGCUCAGGACACGGGAGUCAAGACUGCCAGGGAGCAAGCCGCUGAACGCUCUAGAGCCGCGAGUCGCGAGUGGGCAGAGAAGAAACGACGCCAGGAGCUGGCACAGAAGGAGAUGCAGCGUCGCGAUGUGGCCAGCUAA
Beauveria bassiana ARSEF 2860 is the source of this 1794-nucleotide messenger RNA. RefSeq lists its product as uncharacterized. The transcript is spliced from 3 exons. The record is from RefSeq and is a predicted model, not a curated record. Bases 1 to 1794 code for a protein of 597 amino acids. Lineage: Eukaryota; Fungi; Ascomycota; Sordariomycetes; Hypocreales; Cordycipitaceae.